CUCCGCCUCCAUCCCUCCAAUCAGAGCUGCUACUGGAAUCCUAAUUGUGAACUCGCGAACGCCGCCGCCGCCGCGUGAAACCACACAUGGAAUGGAACAGCGGAGGGAUUUGUAUAAAUAUACACGAACGCACUCGCUUAAUAAGCGUGCAAGAAAUUUGGAGAGCAGCCAACUAGUCUGCUAGCUAGGUAGCUCCGCGCGCAAGAAAAGAGCAUUUUGAUAAUAUUUGCCAUCUCGGCGGCAAGCAUAUUUGCAAAGAGUCGUAGUUAUAUUUCCGGAGCAAGCAAACUAGCUAGCUAGACCUAGACUAGGCACAUGCCGUCGCUUCGAGCGGUGAUGGUGCACGGCGGCGGCGAAAAGGACGGCGGCGGCUCCACGGACGGCGUGCCGCCCCCGUGCGCGCAUACCCUGGUGAGCCUCCUCCGGGCGCGGUCGCAGCGCAGCGCCAAGGCCGACGAGAAGGUGGAGUGGGUGCGGUCGCAGCUCGUCGGCAGCGACGCGGAGUUCGAGACGCCGUUCGGCCGCCGCGCGCUCCUCUACGCCGACCACACCGCGUCCGGCCGUAGCCUCCGCUACAUCGAGGACUACAUCGUCAAGCACGUCCUGCCCUUCUACGGGAACACGCACACGGAGGACAGCUACGUGGGCAGCAAGACGACGCGGAUGGCGAGGAAGGCGGCGAGCUACAUCAAGCGGUGCAUGGGCGCGGGCCCCGACGACGCGCUGCUCUUCUGCGGGUCGGGCGCCACGGCGGCGGCGAAGCGGCUGCAGGAGGCGAUCGGGGUGGCGUGCCCGCCGGCGCUGCGGGCGCGCGCCGCCUCGCAGCUGCGCGCGGAGGAGCGCUGGGUCGUGUUCGUGGGGCCCUACGAGCACCACUCCAACCUGCUGUCGUGGCGGCAGAGCCUGGCCGACGUCGUGCAGGUCGGCGCGGGCGCCGACGACGGCCUCGUCGACCUGGCCGCGCUGCGCCGCGCGCUGGGGUCGCCGGAGUACGCUAGCCGGCCCAUGCUGGGAUCCUUCUCGGCGUGCAGCAACGUCACCGGCGUGCUCACCGACACCCGCGCCAUCGCUCGCCUCCUGCACCAGCACGGCGCCUUCGCCUGCUUCGACUUCGCCGCCAGCGGGCCCUACGUGGACAUCGACAUGCGGUCCGGGGAGAUGGACGGCUACGACGCGGUGUUCCUCAGCCCGCACAAGUUCGUCGGCGGGCCGGGCACGCCGGGGAUCCUGCUCAUGAACCGGGCGCUCUACCGCCUCGCCGGCAUGCCGCCGUCCACCUGCGGCGGCGGCACCGUCGCCUACGUCAACGGGUUCAGCGAGGAGGACACGGUGUACUACGACGACAUCGAGGAGCGGGAGGACGCGGGCACGCCGCCCAUCGUGCAGAAGGUGCGCGCGUCGCUCGCGUUCUGGGUCAAGGAGCACGUCGGCCGCGACGCCGUGGCGAUGCGGGAGCGCGCCUACGCCGAGGCGGCCAUGGCGCGGCUGCUCGCCAACCCGAGCGUCGAGGUGCUCGGCAACGUGGCCGCGCGCCGCCUGCCCAUCUUCUCCUUCCUCGUCUACCCGCCGGACGACGACGACGGAGCCGCUGUCGCUGCCGCUGUCGCCCACGACGACGCCGACGACGACGCCUCCUCGGCAUCGCCGGCGCCACGGCGGCGGCUGCCCCUGCACGGCCGGUUCGUCGCCAAGCUCCUCAACGACCUGUUCGGGAUCCAGGCCAGGGGCGGCUGCGCGUGCGCGGGGCCGUACGGGCACGCGCUCCUCGGCGUCGGCGAGGACCUCUCGCUCCGCAUCCGCGACGCCAUCGUCAGGGGAUACCACGGCGUGAAGCCCGGCUGGACGCGGGUCAGCUUCGCCUACUACCUCUCCCGCGACGAGUUCCGCUUCGUCCUCGCCGCCAUCGACUUCGUGGCCAAGCACGGCCACCGCUUCCUCCCGCUCUACAGCUUCGACUGGGCCACCGGCAACUGGGCCUUCCGCCGGCGCACGUUCAAGCACCACGUCAUGAGGGAGGAGCUGCUGCGCGAGCGCGACACCUCCACCGACGACUCGGACGACGACGACGACCAGCAGCACUUCACGAAGAAGAAGACCGCCGCCGCGGAAUAUCAGCAGCAGGACAAGUUUCAGAGCUACCUGGACACUGCCACCAAGAUCGCGCUCUCGCUGCCGGACACGUACCGUGAACUCGUUGCCAGCGUGCCCAAUGGACUGGACCCGGACAUUAUUCUCUUUCGAGUGUGAUUAUUGAUUAGGAAUUAGUGUCAAACCGAUAUCGAUCGAUCGACAAGGUGUGCUCUAAUCACUAUACUACUGUAGUGUGUGUGUAUAUAUAACAUUGAGUUUGUUUUUGGAAACCAAAACUAUACAAAACUAUACAGAAUUUCCGACAACGUAGAAGAACAAUGUUUCUAUAUACUCCGUAUGACUAGUUCCUUAUAUAUGAUAUGUGAUGUCCGGCAUUAUAACACUGUAGAAGCUAGGAGUACUGCAUGCUUGCAAAGUACACCAAUUAUUGGAUAACAGUAAGCCAUAUAAACUGGCAGUACACUGCUGUAUCCCUUCUUCCAAA
This is a messenger RNA of Zea mays, 2575 nucleotides long. RefSeq names its product NifS-like protein. NCBI's taxonomy places the organism in Eukaryota, Viridiplantae, Streptophyta, Magnoliopsida, Poales, Poaceae. The transcript is spliced from 4 exons. Bases 316 to 2247 code for a protein of 643 amino acids. The record is from RefSeq and is a predicted model, not a curated record.